CGGGUUCUGCGCCGUGAGGGGAGUAAGGACGUCGAGCGCCGCCCUGCCCUCGGACUCCGGCCGCGAGGAAAGCGGGGACUCCGCAGAGCGGCUUCCCCACGCAGCCCCAGAUUUCCGGCCGGUUAGUGCCGGAGGCGCGGCGCCGUCGCCACGCCCCUUGGCUCUGGUUGCAUCACCGCCUGAGGGCGGGACUUCCUCUGGGGUCCCGCCGUUUCCGGUUCCGUCCGGAAGUGGAUGGUUGAUCCUGGCAGUACCGAGCUGUUCGCGCCGCCGCCGGCUGCGGCGAGGCACUCUUCGCGUGUUUUCUCGGUCUGGUCGGCGCUGCUGCUCGCCCGGCACUCCCGCUGAGCUGGCCUCCGCCCUGGGCCGCGCCCCUUCAUGGCGGGCGCCGCUCCGCUCACCGCCUUCGGGCAGGCGGUGAUCGGCCCGCCCGGCUCGGGGAAGACCACGUACUGCCUGGGCAUGAGCCAGUUUCUGCGCGCCCUAGGCCGGCGCGUGGCGGUGGUGAACCUGGACCCAGCCAACGAGGGGCUUCCCUACGAGUGUGCCGUGGAUGUGGGCGAGCUGGUGGGCCUGGGCGACGUGAUGGACGCGUUGCGCCUGGGGCCCAACGGCGGCCUGCUCUACUGCAUGGAAUACCUGGAAGCCAACCUGGACUGGCUGCGUGCCAAGCUCGACCCCCUCCGCGACCACUACUUUCUCUUCGACUGUCCAGGCCAGGUGGAGCUCUGCACUCACCACGGUGCCCUGCGUAGCAUCUUCUCUCAGAUGGCUCAGUGGGACCUCAGGCUCACUGCUGUCCACCUGGUGGAUUCUCACUACUGCACAGACCCAGCCAAGUUCAUCUCGGUACUGUGCACCUCCCUGGCCACCAUGCUGCAUGUGGAGCUACCCCAUGUCAACCUCCUCUCCAAGAUGGACCUCAUUGAGCACUAUGGGAAACUGGCUUUCAACCUGGACUACUAUACUGAGGUCCUGGACCUCUCCUACCUGCUUGAUCAUCUGGCUUCUGACCCUUUCUUCCGCCACUACCGCCAACUCAAUGAGAAACUGGUCCAGCUCAUCGAAGACUAUAGCCUGGUGUCUUUCAUCCCUCUGAACAUCCAGGACAAAGAGAGCAUCCAACGAGUCCUGCAGGCCGUGGAUAAAGCCAAUGGCUACUGUUUUGGCGUCCAGGAGCAGCGAAGCCUGGAGGCCAUGAUGUCUGCUGCAGUGGGAGCUGACUUCCAUUUCUCCUCCACGCUGGGCAUCCAGGAGAAGUACCUGCCCCCCUCAGGCCAGUCGGUGGAACAGGAAGCCAUGCAGCUAUAGUGACCUGCUGGGCCCCGGAGGGUGGCUUGCAUAACCCAGCAUGGGGAAAGGAGGCUCCAGUGAAAAGCAGACAGCUCAGUAGGCCACAGACCCAAGAGGCAGGUCCUCCCAGCCAGAGCCACGAGGCUGGCAAGGGGACACAACUCUGAACAGGACAUGACCCUGAGCAGAUCACCCUCCACACCACCAGCAGUGCCUGGGACUCUGGCCCUGCCACCAGGAAGCUGAGCACUGGCCCCCCUCGGGCUGUCAUGGAGUGUGCUGCAGCACAAGAGCUGGUUUUCUCCUUUUCGUAAUUUGAAAUGUUUCUCAACCCUCCAAGCCCACAGGGUAGGGACACAGCAAGGGAAUGUCACCUUUCAUUGGAAGAGUCCUGUUUCUUCAUGCUGAUCAGUGUCUUCCCCAAAGUACAGGACCCACUGUACCAGAGGGCUGACACGCGGUCCCCACUCGGGUGUUCUCAUUCAUCUUCAGUUUAACAGCAAGCCUCAAGCUUGGGCCUUCACAGGUAGACCUUUUAGGUUUUGUUAUCAUUGUAUUGAUUUCAUGGUUUCCUAUUUUUGACAAGUGACAACUACUUUUCCAUUGAUGGUAGUAAUUAAACACUUUUCUUCAAAAAUGAAA
Molecule: messenger RNA, 1935 nt
Organism: Tupaia belangeri chinensis (Chinese tree shrew)
Lineage: Eukaryota; Metazoa; Chordata; Mammalia; Scandentia; Tupaiidae
Gene: GPN2
Product: GPN-loop GTPase 2
Exons: 5
Coding region: 379-1311 (310 amino acids)
Cellular component (GO): cytoplasm
Molecular function (GO): GTPase activity
Source: RefSeq, a predicted model, not a curated record